This is a messenger RNA of Emericellopsis cladophorae, 963 nucleotides long. RefSeq lists its product as uncharacterized. The record is from RefSeq and is a predicted model, not a curated record. The coding region runs from base 1 to 963 and encodes 320 amino acids. The transcript is spliced from 2 exons. Lineage: Eukaryota; Fungi; Ascomycota; Sordariomycetes; Hypocreales; Bionectriaceae.
AUGGUCAAAUCAUCCCCAGCCGCGCUCGCCUCCUUAUGCGAGAGUAUCGAGGUCCGCCGAGUUGACGACGGCAUCUACGAAGCCGACCUGGCUCUCGAAUUCUGCGUUGGCACAGUCCCAAAUGGCGGCUAUGUAGCCUCCAUAUUCGCCAAAGUGGCCGAGGCCCAUCUCCUACCACGCAACCAGCCACACAUCAUCUCAGCCCACUGGACAUUCAUGGCCAAGACGAAAGCCGGACGAGCUCUUGUAAAGGUAUUAGAGUCCAAAAUCGGGAGGGCCACGUCCGUGUUGCAUGUAUCGCUUCAUCAGCAGGACAUUCUGCCUCAAAGUCCCUGGAUACCGGGCGAGUCGCCAGCGUGUGUGGCCGCUUACAUGACGAGCGGCAACCUCGACGAGGAAGCGGGCGUCACGUUGCCCACACAGUGGAAGCUCGAAUAUGAACCACCGGCCAUUGACCAUGAGCGUGCCGCCACGGAUGCCAACUGGGCAGAGUUGGAUAUACCAAUUCUGAAGAAAGUGCCGAUGCUCCACCAUCUCAAGUACUACAUUCGCCGCUCGGGUCAUGUCCUACCGACGACACACGACUAUUGGGUACACCUGACCAGCGGAGAGAACUUUACGCAGACAUCGCUAGGCUACCUCGCAGACACUGGGCCACCGUUGGUCGUCGAGGCGUUCCGGCCCCCGUCGACGACGGCGCCGAUUCCCGAGGGGGGGUUCACCUAUAGCAAGGGAUUCUGGUAUCCGACUCUGACCAUGACGCUCGACGUGCGUCGAAAGCUACCAGAGGAGGGCGCGAAGUGGCUCAGGCUCAGGGUGACGACCAAGGAGAUCCGGAACGGGCGGUACGAUGCAGAGGUUGUCAUGUUUGACAAGGACGGGCAGCUUGUUGCCUUGAGCAACCAUGUGUCAAUGGCGGUGGACAUUGAACGAAACUAUGGUGGGAGGAGGGUCAAGAUGUAG